Messenger RNA from Zychaea mexicana, 1030 nucleotides. Its product is annotated as P-loop containing nucleoside triphosphate hydrolase protein. The record is from RefSeq and is a predicted model, not a curated record. The transcript has 3 exons. NCBI's taxonomy places the organism in Eukaryota, Fungi, Mucoromycota, Mucoromycetes, Mucorales, Lichtheimiaceae. Bases 99 to 803 code for a protein of 234 amino acids.
CCAGAAAGAAAUAAUAUAAAAAGAAGCCCCUUCAACCGUCUUCCCUUCGUUUUUUAUUAUCUUAAAUUAGCUAUUUUACAUCUGACAGCGACAACGACAUGGCACCACUUCAAAUCAUUGGCGCAGGUUUCGGCCGAACGGGAACCGAUAGCCUACGAAACGCCUUGAAUCAGUUAGGUUAUAGCACCCAUCACAUGUAUGCAAUGGCUCAUGGCGGUGAUGAACGAUACCCAGAAGUUUUUCAAGAAGCCUAUGAACAUCCGGAGCGUGAUUAUGAUUGGGAGAAGGUUUAUGAUGGCUUCGACGCUGCAGUGGAUUGGCCAACUGCGGCAGUUGUCGAACCACUGCUGAAAAAGUAUCCAAAUGCCAAAAUUAUCCUUACAGUCCGUGACCCUGACGACUGGUACAGAUCGGUCAAGAACACCAUUUUCCGCAUGUCACAGAAAGGGUUCUCUGCAGAGAGUGCUCCUCCUGGCAUCGAUCUUGCAUACUACAAGCGUUUGGUGAGCAUGAUCCAUACCCUUGUACUGGACGGUGCUUUUGGCAACCCGGAAAAGUUUUUGGAUGAGGAGGCCAUGAAAGCUAAGUUCGUAGCUCACAACAAGUGGGUUCAAGAGCAUAUUCCUGCGGAUCAGUUGUUGGUGAUGCAACUCGGUGAAGGAUGGGACCGUCUCUGCCAAUUUUUGGGCAAGUCUGUACCUGAUACACCUUAUCCAAACACCAAUUCGUCCAAGGAUAUCAACAAGAUGGCGAAGGAGCUUUUUGAAGACGUCAAUCCAAAGGGGGAGGAUGUUAAGGCUUAAUCAUACUAUAUAUCACACAUCCCUUGCAUUUACUCUAUUUUUUUUUCUUUCACUUUCGUAUAUCCUAUUAUCCUAGUCUAUUUUAUGCCGUCCGCAACAUACACGCCCUCUUAACCACUCCCCGCCCAUAUCUAUGCAUCGAACGUACAUAAAAUAGCUUGUGCUUUUACAGUUCUCCACGACAGGACAAAAAAUAAAUACCAACCGCGAUAAAUGUUAUACACUGA